UACAGCUGUAGUAGGAGAGGUAACUCACGAAGAACUUUGACGUAAAUCAAUGAAUGUGUUAAAAAUUUGUUGGAAGACUUUGUCGCUGGAAAUGCUUUACCAGUUUGACCCGUUGUGAAGUGCAACAGUUAUUCCAGUGAAAUAAAAUACACCGAAAUACAAUACAAUUACUUAUCUUAUAGAUGUGAAACUUCUCUUGCGCAUGCCCAAAGACGCCAUUUUGAUCAAAUUUGUUGAGUCCUGAAUGCCUGAAGGGACAGAGACAGUUCAGAAGCAGAAGUGGCUGUAUACAGUGACAACAGUGCGGUACUAUGCCAGCACCAAGGCCUGGUAGUUUGAAAGAUCCAGAAAUCGCAGAACUUUUUGAUAAAGAUGACCCUGAAAAAAUAUUUGAAGACCUUCGUGAAAUUGGACAUGGCAGUUUUGGUGCUGUCUACUAUGCUCGUUGCCAUCAUACGAAAGAAAUUGUUGCCAUUAAGAAAAUGUCAUACGUUGGAAAACAAAGUGCAGAGAAAUGGCAAGAUAUCUUAAAAGAAAUCAGGUUUUUGCGCCAACUUAACCAUCCAAAUACAAUAGAAUACAAAGGAUGCUUCCUGCGGGACCAUACAGCAUGGCUGGUAAUGGAAUACUGCCUGGGGUCAGCAUCAGAUAUAAUUGAAGUUCACAAGCGACCGCUUAAAGAAGAAGAAAUAUCAGCUAUCUGCGAGGGUGUGCUACGUGGCCUUCAUUACUUGCAUUCUCUGGGGCGCAUCCACCGUGAUGUCAAAGCUGGAAAUAUCCUCCUUACAGAAAAUGGAACAGUUAAGCUGGCGGAUUUUGGUUCAGCAAGCAUCAAAUGCCCUGCAAACAGCUUUGUGGGCACUCCAUAUUGGAUGGCACCAGAGGUCAUCCUUGCAAUGGAUGAAGGCCAAUAUGAUGGAAAGGUUGAUGUGUGGUCGUUAGGGAUUACUUGUAUAGAACUGGCUGAACGCAAGCCCCCAUACUUCAACAUGAAUGCAAUGAGUGCCCUCUACCAUAUUGCUCAAAAUGAUACUCCCCAGCUAAGUUCAUCAGAAUGGUCUGACGUGUUUCGUCAUUUUGUGGAUUCUUGCUUGCAGAAGAACCCAAGUGAAAGACCUAGUUCAGGCAAACUGCUCGGGCACCAGUUCGUUACAAGGCAACGGUCACCACAUAUUCUUAUUGACCUUAUUCAACGAACAAAAGCAGCAGUCCGUGAACUAGAUCAUCUGAAUUACAGAAAAAUGAAGAAAAUCCUCAUGAUUGAUGCCUUUGAAACAGAGAGUAAUCUAGGAGAUGCUGAUGACACGCCUGAUGAGCAAACUGGUGGAGAUAGUAGCAAGAGUAAUAGUAUAACCUCUGAGCAUUCAAUCCAUUCUGUGGGUGUGAGUGCAUCUUCGCAAAGCAGUUCAACAAAUAGUCUUCCCCCAGCCACAGAUGGCAAUGAUGGCAAUUAUCCUCCUUCGGUCCGUAGGCACAAGGCCAGUAAUUCUAAUGCAAUCCAGGAUCAUGGUGCUAAUAAUUUUGCAACUAUCAGAACAACAUCCAUUGUUACCAAGCAGCAGAAGGAACAUAUGCAGGAAGAGAUGCAUGAGCAGAUGUCUGGUUAUAAGCGUAUGAGAAGGGAACAUCAGGCUGCUUUACUUAAGCUGGAAGAAAGGUGCAAGCUCGAGAUGGAAGCACAUAAACAACAGUUGGACAAAGAAUACGAGUCUCUGUUACAACAGUUUAGUAAAGAACUUGAAAAGUUACAGGUUAGACAUCAGCAAGAGCUUGAUCGAAAGGUGAAGCAGAAUCAGGCAGCAGAAAAGAAGUUACAGAAGGAUAUUAUGAGUCGACAGGAACAAGAUCGUAAGGCCUUUGAGACACAGAAAAAGAAGGAGUACAAGAUGAGUAAAGAGCGGUGGAAACGGGAACUGAGCCUAGACGAAUCGACACCAAAGCGGCAACGCGACGCCACCCUGCAGAGUCAGAAAGACAACCUCAAGCAACUGGAAGCUCAAGAAGAGCAAAGACUUCUUAGAGGCCAGAAAGAAUAUCUCGAUUUGGAGAUUCGGAAAUUCAGAAGAAAAAAAUUCCUUCUAUUCCAGAGCCUUGAAAGGGAGCUUCUUCAAGAGGAGUUAAGUAAGAGACAGCAACAACUGGAGCAAGCUCACGCAAUGCUUCUUCGGCACCACGAGAAAACGCAGGAAUUGGAGUACAGGCAGCAAAGAGCUGUGCAUCAACUUCGUGAGGAUCAGAUCAUGAGGCAGCAUGCAUCAGAACUGCAGAACCAACAGGACUAUAUGGAGCGUGCUGAACGGGAGCUACGUAAGAAGCAUGCAUUAGAGCUGAAGCAGCAGCCGAAGAGCCUCAAGCAAAAAGAAAUGCAGAUACGGAAACAGUUUAGGGAAACAUGUAAAAUACAAACUCGGCAGUACAAGGCGCUCAAAGCCCAAAUCCUGCAAACAACGCCAAAGGAUGAACAGAAGGCAGUGAUAAAGAAAUUAAAGGAAGAGCAGCGGCGAAAGCUUGCAUUGCUAGGUGACCAGUAUGAGCAAAGCAUAGCUGAAAUGCUUCAGAAGCAGUCGAUUCGUCUUGAUGAGUCUCAGGAGGUGGAAUGCCACCAUUUGAAAGAGCGUCUACACUAUGAGCUGGAAAUCCUAAUGGCCUACCAGUCAAAGAAUAAAAUGCAAGCAGAGGCGCAACGAAAUAGAGAACGAAAGGAACUGGAAGACCGUGUGUCCGUACGACGAGCUUUACUUGAGCAAAAGAUGGACGUGGAAACUAGACAGUUUGAGCAAGAAAGAGAUGAAAGGAUUAGGCUGUUGCAUGAACGACAUGAGAGGGAACUGGAACAGUUUGAUGAAGAGUCUGCUCGACUUGGAUUCAGUGCUCUGGCAAUAGCAGAGGCUCCAAAGGAAGCCUAUCCUGAUGAAGAAAGUCUUUCAGGUAGCAUGUUGAGCCUUGCACAUAGCAAUAGUUCAACAUCAUUCCCACCUGGAAGUCUUUAGCAUAUGCUUGAUCAUUUCCCUUGAUCAUUCAUAAAUCCACCUAAGCUCCUAUCUGCCACCCAUUUAAGUACCCACCUUUGCCCUGUGCCAAUUGGCUGUUAACAGCCAGCACAGGUAAAUAAUUUAAUGAGCAAAAAAUGGCAGUGGUAUGAAUUCAGAGAAAUGCAAGCUCAGGUGUUGGAUGUAGUUAAGAAUUUGACUGACAGUCUCGUAUUUCUUAUAAUAAGAAGCAUUGACGGUUUCCCCGUGCUCUGCCAGUUUUACUCUUUGGAAAUUGGUUAUGAGACUAUUUUAUUACUUGUGUUUAUUUAAUUACUGGGCAGUAGCCUUGGCUAUUGAAAGCUACUGAGCAUUUUGAUUAUACAGACUGCAUAGCUUGUAAUGUUCUCUUAUUCCAAUUGCGCAUUCAGUUUACAGCGCAUUUGUUUGAUAGAUAAUUAUACAGAUGUAUUUGUACGAUACCGACAGUGUGGUUGUCCUAAGUUUCAUUGUGUCAAUUAUUAUAAAAGCAGUGUAACAUUCCAUUUGUUCCAGUAAUAGACUCACAAGCGCUUGCAAAACUGAAGAAGUAUAGCGGCUUCUAUAAUUUUUUAAUUCUGUGAAUUAAACGGUACUGUUCAGUAAGAAUUUCUCUGUCACAUGCUGAUUAAGUGUAUUGACACAUUAUGGGACUUUAGAAUUAGCCUAAAAUUGUGGAAGAUACUGAACCACCAUAUCUGGUAUGCAGUAUUCUAAGUCAAAAAUAAACAGAAUUUGUAUCUUGUAUUAUUAUAUAGACUUCCUGUUUACCUUUUUCUUCCUCCCUUUCCUUUACGUCUAAGGUAAACCAGAGGAAAUCUUUUAUUGUGCUUGAAAGAAUUUGUGCAACAUAUGCAUGUAAACAGCUUAUGAGAGAUUCUGGUAUACCAUUACUUCCAGUUAUGGUACUAUGAUUAAGUCUCCUCUUUUUUAUGAAAUUAGUAUUAAUUUGUAUUGUUCAGUUGUACAAAUGGAAUCCUGAAUUGCAUGUGAAUCGAAAUUUACGCGGUUAUAUGUCAUAUUUGAAAGUAACAAUGAAGUUAACAUAAUGCAGAUGCAUUGUAUUGGGGAAAGAAGCUUCAGUUGUUCAGCAGAGAGAGGUGGCAAGGAAAAGUAUGUAACUGGAGAUUGUAAUAAUCUUUUUUAGAAAAAAAAUUAAUGUUAAUUUCCCCCUUAAUGUUUCCCAAAAAUGGUUUUCUUAUUGGACAACAUAAUAUUGAUGUAGAUUUAGGCCCAUGUUGUAUUGAAACUUACUCAAUUCUCCACUUUAUUUGUUCAACGUUGACUGUUUUUAAAGCUUUGCAUUAAAGUAUCUUCCUGUAAUGUGAGAAAGCUGUAGGGUUUGAUGCAUACCUGCAGAGUACUUGAAGGUGGAUUAAAAUAGUUAUAUGAAGCAUAAUCAAAAAGAAAUAUCAUUGAACACCCAGUAACACUAUGAUGAAAACCUUAAACUGGUGUAGCGGUGACAGAAAGUUGUUGCUCGUAAAAGUCAACAGGAUGUUGUAACAAUAAUGCAAAAUUUCUAAAAGCCUUUUUAUUGCCAGUGGGUGUGCUGAAGUUGAUGUAAAAAUAUUCAAAUGUCACUAAGUUAGUUACCAACAUUUUAUCACUUUGUAUUACCAAUGUGUGAUGAUAUCUUGUGCAAAGGUAGUAUAUUUGCAGAGCUCUUUAAGUUUUAUUUAUUGUAUCAUUUUCCAUGACACAUAGCUUAUCAUAAUUUUUUCUGUCUUCUGAAAUGAAAUGUAAUCAUUGAAGUAACAUACAGUGAUUGACACAUGCUAAUAUUUGAAUGUUUUUCAUAUGUAGUCAUUCACAUAGCCACUUUGUGGCAUAAAUUCACUCAGCAAGACAUAUGCUGUCCUCAUCUGCCAUGUAAAGAUGUACAUAAGUAAAUAAAGUACAUAAUUUUUAAAUA
Schistocerca cancellata (South American locust) is the source of this 4923-nucleotide messenger RNA. RefSeq names its product serine/threonine-protein kinase Tao (gene Tao). Lineage: Eukaryota; Metazoa; Arthropoda; Insecta; Orthoptera; Acrididae. The transcript is spliced from 17 exons. The record is from RefSeq and is a predicted model, not a curated record. The coding region runs from base 312 to 2990 and encodes 892 amino acids. Gene Ontology annotation, molecular function: ATP binding; protein kinase activity. Gene Ontology annotation, biological process: protein phosphorylation.